CAGUACUGUCAUUUUUUAACUGUUCGUGGUUGGCUGGCAACACAAAUGUAUACAAAACUAAAUUUGAUUCCUUUAUUUUUCAUCAUUUUUUUCCGGACCUCAGUUGCUUUUCAAGAUGGUAUCUUGUUUUCCACACCUAAUUUUCCACAACCAUACACUGGACAAUUAUCAGAACGGCGAAGUGUCUCUGUAAACGAAACUCAGGGAGUUGCAGUUGUUUUCGAGCAGUUUCUUGCAAGUGCACACGAUUGCGUUAUAGCUUGUCCUACUAAUAAUGACGGCUGUUCGAGUUUAUGUGGAGACGCUAUGGAUCACGGGCUUGUUCCGAAAAUCUUACGAGUUCCGGGAUCUGCUGAUAUUGCGAUGGUGUCCAUAGAACAAAAUGAUGGGUUUCCGCAUUCUGGAAUAUCAGGAAAAAUAAUAUCAUACGAUCUCAAUACGAUAUCAUUUUUCCAAUGUAAUGAUCAAGUAGAUUUAUCAACUGGUGAAACGUAUUACCUCGUUUCACAAAACUACCCACUUUCACCAACCACAGAGUUCUCAAGCUGCUCAAUAAACUUUUCCACAUCUGGAAACCGUCAAGGAAUUCGGUUCGCAGUUUAUGAUUUUUAUACUAACCAAAACCAGAAAGACUCUUUUUUCAUCACCGGAAGCAACGGGCAAAAUGUGAAAAUCACCGGAUUUGCAACUGAAGACGAGCCAGUUGUGUAUUAUUUUCAAAAUGGAGCGAAUGCCAUAUUUUCAAUUACUCAUCAAGACCAUUCGUUUAUUCAAAAACGAUUUUACAUACUCGUAAAGUCUUAUGAAAUAGCCGCUGAGAAACAAUGUGAUAAUAUGGGAAAUUUUAAUUUGGCUUUGGGACAGUCAAUAAACUUUGGUACUAAACAGUUUGGUAUAAACUCGUAUGACAACAAUUUGAAUUGUGGUUACAACUUUAGCAGAGUUGCAACGGCAAAUAGUUUAUUUGCACUGGGUAUACAAUACGAAUCUGAAAAGUGCUGUGAUACUAUGGUUAUUGAUGGUCUUACGGAAUACGAACAAAUCUACCAGGGAUUUCAAUACUCUAAUUUAUUUUUCACAAAAAGCCAACAAGUCAGUUUUCUAUUUCAAUCAGACGGUAUAAUUGGAGGAACUGGUUUAAACGCUUCACUUGAGCACAUUGAUUGUACAUGCUCUCCUGACAUGAUGCUUGGAAAAAACAGUGUUUUGACGUCGCCAGGAUACACAAAUUCAAUUUCCUAUUGUCCUGGUCUUGAAUGUUCAUCAAAUAUUGAGUUUCAGGAUGAUCUUUAUGAUUUGCAACUUGAGUUCACUGACAUAUCAUUGCGAGGUUAUAGUCUCAACAACGAGACAGAUUCCUUAACAGUAUAUGAUUCAUAUCAACAUAUUGUGGUGCAAAUGAUGCCUUUUUACGCAGCUUUUACAUCGUUUUGGGCUACCGUUUCACCAGUAAACGUUCAAUUUAUUUCAAAAAGUUUGACAGCAUUCCCACUCGACCAAAUUGGAAGAGGUUUUUCUGUUAAUCUAAAUUUGUUGAAAAAACAAUUUGUAACAAACAACAUAGUAUUCAAUGACGCCUUCUUUUUCGAAGAUAUCUCGAAUCUAUUAUUGAAAAGUGGAAACACAUACGAAUUUGUUAUUACUGGAAGAGCAGGACAUCAGAUUUCCAUAUACUUCUUUACAAAAACCACGAAUCAGGUGUUUAUUGACAUUUUUGAUGGCGACUCAAUGGACGCGAAACGUAUUGAUAAUAAAGCGUUGUACUCUAACGUUUUGGAAAAUGGCCCAUCUUUGUCAUUGACCACAACUUCGGAGAAAGCCAUUUUACAUGUCAGGGGAAAUCCAACGUUCUUACAACCUGGAACAGAUUUUCAAGCUAUGAUAACUGAUUUGAAAUUACCAACAGAAUGUGGACCACUAGUUCACAGCAUGAGAGAACAAAAAACUAGUUCUGGUGAUAUAACUUUACGAGGAAACAACUGCUACAAGGUUCUGCAUUUUUCUGACAGUUCAUAUAAUCAAGGUGCAUUCAUGAACAUUGCAUUUUCAAAACCCAUUUCCUCAAAAAUAUUUUAUGGGCUCACAACCUCUUCAGACGAUUGCAUAGCGCAUAAUUCAAGUGAGCCUAUCGCUCAGGAUCUGUUUAAAAACUAUUUAGUAUUGCAAUAUUCAACAACUGAUAUCAGCUCAGUGUCAUAUUCAUGGGCUAUUUCGAGUGGAAUCAUUGCUCGUACUAUGCAACCCGGUGAAACAGUAGUAUUGGUUUCUGACGACUACAGAAAAUAUAACGCUUCUCCCUUAGAUCAACAGUUCUCAGUGCAACUGGAAGGUGAAUCAAAUGUUCAAACAGGAUUGAUGUGUGAAUUUUUGGCCGAUUCUGGAAGCGGCGCUGGCACUUUGUCCUGGUCCUCUUACGAUGACAUCAAGCAAAAGACAAGUUAUUCAAAUGCCAAAAAAUCCCUUAAAUACGCGUCUUGUGGGAACAAAUUACUUGUUGACUACACUUCUCCUGAUGGUGGACCAGACAACGGACUAUAUCUGAAGAUUACUCGAGCUGAUCUUCGAUGUUCUCGAAGUCCAAUGCGUUUGUCUAUUUCGGUUAUCGUUCUUCUCACCGUCUCAUUCAUUUCUCUCAUUUUCUAAAAGAAACAAAAAGAGGACAAAAUCCUUCCCUUCCAAUGAGAUCACAUUCUAAAUCAAAAAUAUCCUCUCUCCAUAUCAUAUUAUCUUUUUUUCCAGAGUAAUAAAAAUGGAAAAGACACAGUUGUCAA
Messenger RNA from Caenorhabditis elegans, 2771 nucleotides. RefSeq names its product CUB_2 domain-containing protein (gene M02D8.5). The record is from RefSeq and is marked reviewed. Lineage: Eukaryota; Metazoa; Nematoda; Chromadorea; Rhabditida; Rhabditidae. Bases 46 to 2643 code for a protein of 865 amino acids. The transcript is spliced from 18 exons.